Messenger RNA from Triticum aestivum (bread wheat), 1184 nucleotides. RefSeq lists its product as uncharacterized. The coding region runs from base 1 to 819 and encodes 272 amino acids. The transcript is spliced from 3 exons. The record is from RefSeq and is a predicted model, not a curated record. Lineage: Eukaryota; Viridiplantae; Streptophyta; Magnoliopsida; Poales; Poaceae.
AUGUUUUGUGUCGUUCAGAAAAUUGUCCCGAAUUUGGGCUGCGCAUCCCGUUUUAACGGAAAUUUGGGCCGCGCGGAGCGGUGGCCCCGCGGCAUAUGCUUUGGGACAGCCCAUCACGCGGCGAAGCGGUACGGCUGCGUGGGCAUCGGACGGUCCGGGGGCAGCCACGUCUGUCGAUCCUACGGUUCCCACGCGUCUUCUCACUCCGUACUGUGGGGAUUGAGGGUUGCCCCGCCGCGCCCGGCCCUGCUCCCCGCUCCGUUCGCCGCCGAGGUCACCCGCCUGGCGAUAAGACGGCGCGGCCGCAGUCCCAGUCCCGUUGGCCGUUGCCCGGUCACGGACGCCGUGGAGGUGAUUUCCGCCUGGCGAGAAGAGCGCCCCCAUCUCUCCGCCUGCGGCUUUGAGUACGGCCGCGUGGGAGGAGAAGGCGGUGAGCGAGGAGCUGUGGUGGACGGUGUGAGCUCGAGCGGGCGCAGGAGGCGCCGCCGUUGCGACGGUGGGCCAUGGCCCGGAGCUGCCUCCAGCUUCCUGCCGCCGACCAGCUGUGGUCCUGCUCGUGCGAAGGAUCCAUGGGGCUCCGGCUUGUGGUGCUUCCAUCCUACCCGCGGAGUCGCAGGAUCCAUGAGCGUCAAUGUCCAGAUGGGCAGCGGCGGCGGGACUGGCGGUGGCGCCGCCGGAUACGUGAUGUGCUCUGAAGCUACCAGUGGCUGGAUAAGGAGGGGUAGGUGUCAAUCAAAAGAAGCGCCCAAGGGGCAGGCCAACAACAAGCCGAGACAAGGCUCCUUACGAGCAACAUUUGAAGAGGCCUCGGUUUUGUAAGAUCUGCAGGGUGUAGGGCCACAAAUGUACAACGUGCCCCCAAAGGGGCGAUUUUCCAAACGAAGUUGCCGAAAUGCACCAAGUGUGGUGUGGUUGGGCAUCGUCAGAAUGUUUGUGGCACUAAAAAGAGUGGACCGUUGGAGCCAAAAAAUUUCUAGAUCACACUUGUCAUGAGGGGUUUAUGAAGUCAGCAUAUCCAAUGUUUGUUUUCAGGAAUUUAUUUUGUGAUGCAGUUGUUUCCAUGAAUUGCCCUGCCCGAACUGUUUGGCAGUCAAACCAAACUUGCACGAUAUCACUCUGGUUGAUUUAGAGGGUUUACCUAGUCAGCCUUCCCAAUGUUUUGAUGUAAUUGUUUUACUUUAUGC